GAAUUUCUAGCUAUUUACGAGCAAGUCUGUGUACCAUUUGACAUGCCAUCUCACGAGAGGACAACACCGCCUAGAGUUGGGCUGCAGGACCAGCCUACAAGUUGGACAGAUGACCUCCCAGUAUGUUACUUGUCAGGAGUUGGUUUUUCCACCAACCAGAUCUACAGGGAAGACGGCUUCCGAAGAGAGGAGCAUGAGUUUGAGGAUAGAAGUUUCCAUUUCAGGGUUGAUGAUGUAUACCUGUAUGGAUUGUUUGAUGGCCAUGAUGGCGCCAGGGCCUCCAAUUUUGCUGCACAGAGAAUGCCAGCAGAGCUGCUACUGGGACAGCUUAACGGGAAAUCAACUGAUGAAGGGAUUAAAGAAGUUUUGCAGCAGGCUUUCAAUGCAGUGGAAAAAGGUUUUUUUGAGUCUAUAGAAGAUUUUCUUGUUCAAAGGAUUCAUGUCCACCAGCAGCUACCUGAGGGUAUUAGUGGAUAUGAUGCAGCUAGGCAGUUUCCCGACUUGGUAGACCAGCUACAGAGACUUGAUAUGGAGAUAGCAGGAGGAACCACAGCAACUAUUGCAUUGAUUAGAGAUAGUAAACUCUCUGUGGCCAAUGUAGGAAACUCCAGAGCACUAGUUUGUAAAAGGAGCCCAGAAGGAAUGUUGAGGGUCACCCAGCUGACCAAUGACCACACUCUAGCUAACGAAGAUGAGAUCCAGAGGCUGACCCAGCUAGGACUUGACCCUGAGAAGCUUUGUCACAGUAGAAAACUUGGCAAUCAUGAAGUGUACACCAGGUGUAUUGGUGAUUACAGUGUAAAGGGUGGUUACAAAGAUAUUGAAAUCUUAAGCCCUGCAGUGUCAGAACCAGUGAUAACAGAACCAGAGGUAUGUUCUAUCCAGUUAGAUGAAUCCUGCAGUUUCCUCAUACUUAUGACAGAUGGAGUGUACAAUACGCUGGUCGAUGCAACAGGCACACAGCAUGUUAAUGCAGAUAUUGCAUCAAUGGUGGCUUCAGAGUUCUCAGUCCAGUCGACUCUGAAUGGAGUCGCUCAGGCUGUUAUCGAUCGUAUUGUUCGUAUCCAUCAUGACUCUUUCAUGACAGCAUCAAAUGAUGUCAAACAGUUGUGUCAAAAGAGAGAUGACAUGACAUUGCUGGUGAGGAAUUUCAACCACCCGUUGCCCAAUGCUCUGAGCAGUCCUACAUCAGGGGGAUUGCAUCUUCCACUUUCAGGCCCAUACAAUCAGGCACGUAAUAAUGAGUCCCCAUCAGUAUUCCCUAGUAAUAAUAACAAUAUUGAGGCCACCCCUGGAGGAUUACAGACAAAACCCAUAUUUGUUGCCAAGGCACUUUUCCAGGUUGGAGCCCCCUUGGGUGCUUUGAAUAAGACAUUAUCUGGUACAAAUACUAACACUGUGAUGUCUGGGACCUUUCAGAGCACUCGCUCUAGUGCAUAUACCAGUACAUAUACCAGCAGCAAUGAUUCCACUCAAAGUGGAGAUCAGGGACUGUUCAAUUCUUAUCGAAACAGGAGCAUCCACCACACUAUUGAGUUAGAUGAAGAUGGGAGAAUCGAACCCUAUGUGGACUUCUCAGAUUUUUAUGCAGCUAUGGCUAAGUUGACAGACUCUCAGCGUGAGACUUUAGAUGCAGAUGUCAAACCUCAACCUACUUAUGAAACAAUUAAUGAAGAAGCAGAGGCGGAGAAAGUUGCUGAGAAGGAUGACAGUAAAGAUGAUGGAAAUGUUUCACAAUAGAGAGCACUUCUACUUUUAAAAAAGAUAGUGUUUUAGGCCAAGUGUCUGUAAGAUAUCUCACUCUAGGCACAGACAGAAUCUUUUUAAUUCCAUGAAAUCAUGCUUUUAACAAAUUCAAGUUGUAGUGGAACAGUUCUUAUCUGAAAGUACUCCCAGCUGGGAAAAAUAAGUUUUUUAAAUGACAACUGCACCAGUAAAAUCUUUCUUCCAAAGGAAGUGAAAUAAGAACAAAUGUUUUUUUUUUAAUUUGCUUGGUUCAGUAAACCUGGCAUAUUACAUGCUGAUAAGGACUUGUUAUAAUUGUCAGUUACAUGUGAAGUCUGUCAUAUGCUCUAACAAUUCUUUGUCACUAGACAGGACCAUGACUUGCAGAUUCAGUGUUGUCAUUCUAGAUGUGUGUCCACUUUAUUAUACUGUGUGAUAUGCGAGUUCUACUGUACAUCAGAAUUCUGCAAUUUUUUUAAUUUUUGUAGUAUUUCUGCAAACCCCUCGGCAGUAAGCUGUAAAAUGACAGAAUGUCAAAUCAUUAUUCCAGCAUUCAGUUGUCAGAUUGGUUACGUUUAGUGAAGUCAGUAUUUUGUGCAUGUACAAGGUUUAAAAGCUUAAAAGUUAUUUUCUGGAGUAGAUAUAAAUUCAAAAUUCUAUUAUGUCAAUUUUUGUCAAGUAUUAGGAACUGAGCAAAAUGGCCUUGCACCAGCAAUAAAAUAUGGUCAAUUUGUAU
Lingula anatina is the source of this 2461-nucleotide messenger RNA. Its product is annotated as TGF-beta-activated kinase 1 and MAP3K7-binding protein 1. Gene Ontology annotation, biological process: protein dephosphorylation. NCBI's taxonomy places the organism in Eukaryota, Metazoa, Brachiopoda, Lingulata, Lingulida, Lingulidae. The record is from RefSeq and is a predicted model, not a curated record. Gene Ontology annotation, molecular function: protein serine/threonine phosphatase activity.